UUCCUAAAGAAAUAGGGCAGCUUUAAAUAUAUUUCAUACACCCGCGCAAAUUAACACGAAAUUCAUCACUUCUCUCUUCGCUAUUGCUGGAUCGAUUCUCUCGUCGUUGCCGUUGCAGCAACCAUACACAUACCCCAGCGGGGGAAUUUAAACUCCUACGUGUAGUGAGGAGGUGAAGAACAUGAAAUACAAUUUUGACUUGUCAGAGCACCAUGACGAGGAGGAGGGCCGUCAGUCACAAACACCACCUUCAGCUUCAACACCCAAAGAACUCGAAUGGGUACCUUUACACCACCACCGUGUCUUUUAUGGUCCCAACAUAGAUUCUGCCACCCCCGCAAUGCCCAAAAAUCUUUUGUGUUGGGAUGGAGCUUCUCGUCUCUACUUUUGGGACUCUUACAAAAGAUGUUUGCAUCGACUCUCUGUUCGCUUGGGCGAACCGGACCCUACUUCCAUUCUUGCAGCUUCUUCCUCUAAGGUACUGCAAGCGGAUGUGGAAUUGAAUAUUGAGGUCCAACGAAUUUCCAUCAACAGAAAUGGAUCAGCGCUUCUUCUAGUUGGCUUGGAUGGUUUAUACGUCAUGUAUCUCUACGGGAGGACUUCGACGAAAGAAAAUACAAUUAUUUGCCGGACAAUUUUAGUUGGUUCAGAGAUCUGCUUUGACAGAAACAAUGCAAUACGCACGUUGAAGGUCUGUUGGCACCCUUACAGUGACACACAUCUUGGAAUCCUCUCUUCUGAUUCUGUUUUCAGGGUUUUUGAUUUGUCUUCAGCCCUUGGUCAGCCAGAGCAGGAGUAUUAUCUACAGCCUGUGGAGCCUGGCAGUUCGCACAAUGCUACAUCAAUCUGCCCUGUCGAUUUUUCUUUUGGGGGUGAUCAUAUGUGGGACAGGUUCAGUGUUUUCGUCUUAUUCAGUGAUGGCUCUGUUUACAUCCUAUGUCCUGUUGUUCCAUUUGGAAGUGUGUACAAAUGGGAAUCUGUACUGGAGUUAUAUAGUGAUGCUCAUAUGUUUGGUCUGAAAUCAACGAAUUCAAAAGCUGUGAAAAAGUCAAAUUUGGCAAUAUCUUGGUUGGAAGCAACAUUUCCUGAACUAACUCGGAAAGAAGUUCACGCGGAAACUGCUGCUGUUCUUAGAGCUCAGCCUUAUGCUUUAUUUGAUGCUUCAAUCUCAUUACAGGGACCUUUACGUAAAGUAAGUCACGGCGUUGAAGACAAAUCUGUUCAUCCUCCCGUUUGUGAAGGGCGUGCUGUCAGUUUUCUUUAUGAUUUAGUUAGCAAAGAUUCUAUCCUAGUAACUGCUUGGAGUGGCGGGCAGUUGCAGAUAGAUGCUUUAGCUGAUGAAGUACAGCCCGUCUGGAAAGUUGGUAGCCCACCUCAGGUUUGUCUGGAUUCAACUGAUAGUAUUGUUGGCCUUGCAAUGAUUUGCGAGUCAUUGUCUAGUGACACCUCCAUUUUGAAGCUUGAUCUACCACCUGAUCAUACCUUAUGGUUGGGGCAUCCACCUCCUCUUUUGAGGUUGGCUAUUGUGGAUUUAGCUCUGCCCAGAAGAAGCGGUUCUGUUUUAUCAAUGUUUGUUGAUCCCAUUAUUUCAGAAAGAAUAUAUUGCCUUCAUGAUGGAGGAAUUGAUUCAGUAGUGUUGCACUUUUUGCCUUUCACUAAUCAGAGUCGUGACAGAGAAGACAUGAGAAGUCCCUCUGUGCAUCCCGUUCUUAGCACUUUCCAAGGAGAAGCAUCCUCAGCCUUCCCACUUUCUGGUUUCUUGGCUCUGUCAGAUUCUUUUGGAGAUUCAUGGAUUGUGGCUCUUACUCCUUCUAAUGAGUGUAUAGUGGUUGAGAUGGAGACUUGGACUACACUUCUUCCCCCAGUUAUUGAUAAGGUUGACAAACACAUAGGCGCAGAAGUGCCAAAAGAUCCAGAUAUUUCUACGAUCAUAAGCAAAGAGCUCCUUACUGGCCCCAAGGUAGUUCUUUUGCCCCCUUCAUCGCCUCAUUUGCAGUCAGUUUCUGCGGAUUCAAUUGAAGGUCGAUCAACCCUUCAUCAGUAUUUCAAGCUUUUUCAUGAAAACUAUGUUGAAUAUGCCCACAAGGUGUACUUUGAGCUUCAACAUCAUGCACCUCAUGUAAAGAAGAUCAUAGAUGACCAGCAUUCUCGAUUGCGCAAAGCACAGCAGAAGAUUUUGGAUGUCGAAAGGAAACAGGAAAAGAUAGCUGAUCGUGUUGAGCAUGCAGUUCAGUUUCACAGUGAGCUAAAGGAGCGCUUGCAAAGCCUGGGACACCUGCCAGCAGCACAUAAGAGAUCUCUAUCUAAAGCUGAACGAGAGUUCAAGUCUGAACUUGACAGAUAUAGGGGAGUGGAGUUGGACGCACUGCACUCUUCUAUUGAAGCAGUAAAUGCCAGGUUGAAAAGAUACACACAUUCUCCACAGGCCAAUCGGUCAAAUGAACAGCGACAACUAUCUAUGAGGAGAAAAAGCCAUGUUCAAGAAAAUGAGAUGUCACUGCUUAAAGCAUCACUCGAAAAGCUCUCACUGGUGAACAUUGAAAAUGCAAAGAAGGUUAAAGCAGUUGAAUCAGCACUGAAAUGUCGAGAAAUAGGCACUUCAUGAUAUCACACUGGUUAUUUCCCUUAACUGCAUGACUAGGAUAGCAUGUUGAUUUUUGCUUCUGAUGCACAAGUCAGAAGGUUGGGAUGUACCACAAUCACAUUUGUAAGCAGCCUGAUUGCCUUUCCCAUUUUCUGACUAGUAAGUGUGAAACGAUUUUAGUCAUCUCCUCCUAGCGCAGGCCAGAAUGAUUCAUUGUUUUCGUCGUCGUCUUAGAUAACUGAAUGGAGCUGAGUCUUUUUUUGGAA
Molecule: messenger RNA, 2850 nt
Organism: Capsicum annuum
Lineage: Eukaryota; Viridiplantae; Streptophyta; Magnoliopsida; Solanales; Solanaceae
Product: nuclear pore complex protein NUP88
Exons: 10
Coding region: 182-2605 (807 amino acids)
Biological process (GO): mRNA export from nucleus; protein import into nucleus; ribosomal large subunit export from nucleus
Cellular component (GO): nuclear pore
Molecular function (GO): protein binding; structural constituent of nuclear pore
Source: RefSeq, a predicted model, not a curated record